This is a messenger RNA of Seminavis robusta, 1320 nucleotides long. Lineage: Eukaryota; Bacillariophyta; Bacillariophyceae; Naviculales; Naviculaceae. The record is from the annotation of a GenBank genome assembly.
AUGCCCAUUCCACCUAAAGCAGGGAGUACAGGGACCACCAAGUCCACCAAGAAGAGUUCCAAAAAUGGGCUCAGGUCUUCCUCCAGCACUAGUAUCAAUUCUACUGCCAGUGGUACUGCUAGUGGCACAGCCAUGAAUAUGAUGAAUACAAAUACAUAUAUCUCUACCAGCACUGGCAAUGUCACCCCCAUGCCCAAAGCGAUUUUGAAGAGACCCACCACGACCAAUCCGAAAACGCACAAUCGGAAAUUGACGUUUCACAACAAGAAAAAAACAAAACGAAUCCCCAAUGUGGCUUCCAUGCCACCGGAGAUUCUAGAAGACAUUUGGUGGGCUGCCGAAGAUUACGAUGAUAUCAUGAGAUCCUUCGAAUACACCGUUUUCAUGAUGGAAGCGGGAGAAGCAAAGGCGGUGGAAGACGACCAACAUUGUACCAGAGGCCUAGAACUCAGAACCGAAGCCGGAAAAUGGGCACGCUUCGAACACAAAAGAGACUGCUACAAUGCCGUACUAGAUGAACAAGAUCGCCAAUGGAACGAAGGAGAAGACAAUCAGGACAAAAUUGCUAAUUGCUGUAGAGAAGUCACGGCAAAGACACAGCGCAUUGCCUGUAGAAAGGGAAUGCAGGAUGAAAAAGAUAUCGAAAAAUACGUCGCUGAUACCAGAAAAGCCAUUGAUUCCAAUCAACUACUCCAUUCUUCGUCUUCAUCCAACCAUAACAACAACAACAAACAAAAGAAAACCACCAGUGCCAAUGGAACCAAAUCCAUGCCUGCCCGUACCAAAUCCAAUUCCACCGGACAACUCAAACGACGGACGCCACGUACCGAUUCGGGAAAGGCACGAGUUGAGAAAAGUCCUCCUCGAAAGCCCGAACGAGUACUCUCGGGAAAAUCAGAACGAGGAGACGUUACACCCACCAAUUCCUCCAGUGCACCACGGACGCCCAAACGAACCGUCAGUAGUGGCAGCAAACAAUCCGACGGAAGUGCUUCACCCGCACCUUCUAACAACAACAAUAAGGGAAUGACACCCACCAAUUCGGCCAAAUCCAAUACCCUACGAAUGCCACAACGACAAACAUUCAACAAUAGUUCUUCCAAAGCCACGCCCUCGUCAUCGUCGUCAUCCAGACAAGUCACCAAAGGCAACAGUACCAAAGCAUCUUCGACGUUGCCCAAAUUACCUAAACGAUCCGCAUCCAAUUCGUCACAAGCCACGGCCGCCAGUCUUGAUAAUAGUUCCAUGGGUGGUGAUGGGGAUAAUGAUGGCAAAGGAGGACAACUCAGUGUUGCCGCAUUGGCCAAAUUUGGAGCAUAA